Messenger RNA from Pollicipes pollicipes, 1887 nucleotides. RefSeq lists its product as uncharacterized. The record is from RefSeq and is a predicted model, not a curated record. The transcript is spliced from 5 exons. The coding region runs from base 230 to 1375 and encodes 381 amino acids. NCBI's taxonomy places the organism in Eukaryota, Metazoa, Arthropoda, Thecostraca, Pollicipedomorpha, Pollicipedidae.
GGAGGCUGCUUACGCGCAGCCGGCAGGGCCUUGGCACCAGCAUUCUCUGGAACAAAAGUCGUUUACUGGCUUCUCAUCCAGCUCUCAACAUGGCCGUAUGAAUGGAACUUCUUGUUUUUGAUGCGUGAAAAGCAAGUGACGUGGAGAGCACGCGAACACGCACGUCAAAGACUCAACGUGACGCCACGUAGAACAUCUAAGUGCGCUGCAAAUACACCCUUAGGCUGCGAUGACUUCUAUGGACGAAGUAGAAAUACUUUCAGUCAUCCAGAAAUCAACUGAAGGGUAUGUGAUUGUACUUUCAGUCAUCCAGAAAUCAACUGAAUGGCAUACCUGCCCCCGCUGUGGCAUCACCCUGGCAACUCCAACACUGCUGAUGCACCAUCAGCUGAUGCUCUGUGAUCAGAGGACUCCUGCAGAGGUCCGGCAUGCCAGAUAUGUUGUAGAUGUUGCAAAGCGCUGCGACCUAGACGAGCUACACAUCUUCUCGCUGGAGCGCGAGGCGGGCCUGGAGCCACGCCGGCCGGCGGCCGGACGCGCACCACCCGCUGAGCCGGCCGCCGGCGCCCCUCUCGAGCAGCGGCUGGAGGCCAUCUGCCGUCUCACGCUGGAGGACCUGCCGGACGAACUGGUGGAAAGCCUGCUGACCGAGUCGGGCCAGGCGGGCGGCGGCGGCGACCCGGAGCCGGGCCGCGGCUCCCUCUACCAGCUGGACAACACGCCGCUUUCGUACGAGGUGCUGCGGCUGCCACAAUACCAGGAGCUGUUCGAGCGGCUGCGCCAGGAGGCGAUAGGCGUGGCGCCCGCGCCGCUAGACGCCGACGCCUGCCGCGACGCCGGCAUCGGCCAGUCGCUGCUGCGCUCUCUGCUGCAGCAGGCGGACCAGCUGCGCGUCGACAACCAGGGCGAGUUCGUCGAGUGGCACUACUGCCGUCAGUGCAAUGAGCACGUUGAGCGCGCGCACCUGCUCGGCCACGUGCACGCCGGCCUACGAGACACGUGUGGCUUCUGCGGCUUCAUCGCGGUGCACCCUGCCGAUCUCAAGAACCACGUGGUCAAGCAGCACCAGAUGCAGCGGAAGUUGAGCUGCCCACUUUGCCGCACGCGCUACUCGACGCCACACGCCUACUGUAGCCACGUGGUCACACACCGACUGGACGAGGAGCUGUUGCUGCCCGGCGAGUUUGACUCCCGCGGCUGUAACCCACACCGACUAUUCGAGUGGCAGUGCGAGCUGUGCCGAGAGAUGCCCAUCGGUAUUUCGGUCAAGUUCCGCGAGAUCAGGGAGCACGCCACUUCAAGCUGUCGUAUGCUGCGGCUCUCGGAAGCCGAGUUCAAUCGGCGCUUCUUCCUGCCGCCUCCUCGCGAUCUGUGAUACCUAGGCAGCGACUCCGACCCAUGGACAAGCUCUGUUUGUUGUUCUUGUGUUAAGUCCCAUCGUCACCUUCGAUACUCCGGCGCUUGUUGCAACAGUUUUUGUUUUUGUAUCAGCGUAUGGGCUAAAUUGUCAGCCGUUUCGGUUGAUUUCUUGACCAGGUCUAACACCCUCAUGCCUUGGCCCGCUGAAUAUUGCCGCGGUGAAAGCUGCAGUUUGAAUGUGCGUACGCUUUUCGACGAGCAAGUGGAGCAUUGAUGUUAUGACCAACGUGUGAACGCCGCGUUAUCCGUGCGCGCGUCAAGAUAGCGCUCCCUGACGCUCGCGAUACCGUAGGAUGUGGGUAGUCGCGAUAGUAGCAGCACGAGCGGUGACAGAUUAGGUCCAUUGAAUAAAGAGUCAUAGAAGACACUAGGCUUUGCACACUUUAAACACUUCAAUGUGCACUGGUCUGUAAGAUGUGUGGACGAUUUGUGUUGCUUUGGGGAAAUAUUGACUAACAGUCAGUGUUA